Molecule: messenger RNA, 4086 nt
Organism: Prunus dulcis (almond)
Lineage: Eukaryota; Viridiplantae; Streptophyta; Magnoliopsida; Rosales; Rosaceae
Product: TMV resistance protein N-like
Exons: 6
Coding region: 131-3460 (1109 amino acids)
Biological process (GO): defense response; signal transduction
Molecular function (GO): ATP hydrolysis activity; ADP binding
Source: RefSeq, a predicted model, not a curated record
AAGCCAUAGUUCUUAAGCCUUAAGCUAUUUGUCAUGUAUAUAAGCUUAGUUCUUACUGUAUCGUUUUAUUAAGAAAGAAAAUCAAUACAAAAUCAGAUAAGAUUCUCUCUGCGUCUUCUUCAAUUCUUCAAUGUUCUUCAAAUUCUUAUUCAGGUUUAUGGGGAGUUCCCCAUUGCCAAUUAAUUUUGGGGUGGAACCUCAACUUCCUUCAGAUCUGCCCCCUACAACCACUCAACCACCAGUCUCUUCUUCUCCUUCUUCUUCUUCUUUCACUCAUGAUUCAUCAUGGACAUAUGAUGUGUUUUUGAGUUUUAGAGGUGAGGAUACACGCACCAAUUUUACAGAUCAUUUGCACGAGGCUUUAGUCCGUAAGGGAAUCCGAACCUUCAUUGAUCGAGAGCUUGUAAGAGGAGAAGAAAUAUCGCCAGCCCUUGUCAGAGCAAUUGAAGAAUCAAGAAUUUCUCUCAUUGUAUUCUCUGAAAACUAUCCAUCUUCGAGGUGGUGCUUGGAUGAACUUGUCAAGAUCCUUCAAUGUAAAGAAUCAAAGCAACAAAUAGUUUUGCCCAUUUUUUACAAGGUGGAUCCGUCGGAUGUACGAAAGCAAACAAAUAGUUUUGGAGAUGCAUUUAAAGGCCUUAUUCAAAGCAAAUUCAAGGAUGACAAGAAGAAAGUGCUCAUAUGGAAGGAAGCUCUUAGACAAGCAGCAAAUUUGUCCGGACAUACUUUCAAGGAUGGAGAGUAUGAAGCUACAUUUAUCAACAACAUUGUUGAUGGAAUCUUAAUCCAAGUACUGAGCAGCACAUAUUGGAAUGUGGCCAAGUACCCAGUUGAAAUUCAGUCUCAUGUACAAGAUGUGAAAAAGCUUUUAGAUGUUGGUGGGAAUGGUCGUCGCAUGGUUGGGAUAUGGGGGACAUCUGGAAUAGGCAAGACAACAAUUGCAAAAGCUAUAUGGAAUGCAAUUGCCCAUGAGUUUGAAGGAAGUUGUUUCUUGCCAAAUGUCAGGGAAAAUUCAAUGCCACAUGGAGGCUUAAUCAAGCUACAGAAGACUCUUCUUCAUAAGUAUCUAGGCAACAAGUUGAAAAUUCAGAGUGUUGAUGAAGGAAUCGGUGUUAUAAAAGAACGGCUGAGGCAUAAAAAGAUUCUAUUAAUUCUUGACGAUGUGGACCACUUGGAGCAGUUAGAAAACUUGGCUGGAGAUGAUUGGUUUGGUGAGGGUAGUAGAGUAAUCAUUACUACAAAAAAUAGGGGAUUGCUAGAAAAUCAUGGGAUUGAGUUGAUAUACAAGGUGAAGAAGUUAGAUUACAACCAAGCUCUUGAGCUUUUCAGUUGGCAUGCAUUCGGAAGGAGUGAACCUCCAAAAGAUUAUUUGGAACUCGCACAACGUGUAAUAGCUUUUGCUGAUGGCCUUCCACUAGCUCUAACAAUUUUAGGUUCUCAUCUUCGUAAUAGAAGUAUUGGAAGUUGGCAAGUUAUAUUAGAUGGUUACAAAGGAGAACCUUAUACGCAUAUUGAAAGAAUACUUCAAAAAAGUUAUGAUGCCUUGGAUGAUGACGCAAAAGAAGUUUUUCUCGACAUUGCAUGUUUCUUCAAGGAUGCAAGUAAGGACGUUGUGCUACAAAUAGUCCCUAAAAAUUGCAUUGAAGUACUAGUUGAUAAGGCAAUGAUAACUGUUGAAUGGGAUAAUAGGAUUUUAAUGCACGACUUGCUAGAAAAACUGGGCAAGGAUAUAGUUCACAAAGAAUCCCCCAAUGAUCCCGGCGAGCGUAGUAGAUUGUGGUUUUACGAGGAUGUCAUACAAGUUCUAAUGGAAAGUACUGGAACAAGAAAGAUUAAAGGCAUCAUGGUGAAGCUUCCAAAACCAGCUGAGAUAACUUUGAAUCCAGAGUGCUUCCGUAAUAUGGUGAAUCUUCAAAUUUUCAUAAACCAUAAUGCAUCUCUAUGUGGGGACAUUAACUAUCUGCCCAACGCGUUAAGAUUUAUUGAUUGGCCUAGUUGUCAGUUACAAUCUUUGCCACCCAAAUUUCAAGGAUAUUGUCUUGUUGAGUUCAGAAUGCCACGCAGUCAUAUCAGACAAUUGGAGGGAUUUAAGUAUUCGCCAAACCUGACAUGUAUGAAUUUGGGUGGUUGUCAAUUCUUAGAAAAAAUCCCAGACUUAUCCGGAAUCCCAAACAUGAAGUACUUGUUUCUAAGUGACUGUACAAGUUUGGUUGAGCUUGAUGAUUCUGUUGGAUUCCUUGAUAAACUUGUUGGUUUGGAUCUUGAGGGAUGCGUUAAGCUUAUGAGGUUCGCAACAACACUUAUAUUGCCAAACCUGACAUAUAUGAAUUUGCGUAGUUGUCAAUUUUUAGAAAAAAUCCCAGACUUAUCCGGAAUCCGGAACAUAAAGUACUUGUUUCUAACUGACUGUACAAGUUUGGUUUCGCUUGAUGAUUCUGUUGGAUUCCUUGAUAAACUUGUUAGUUUGGAUCUCAGUGGAUGCGUUAAUCUUACGAAGUUUGGAAGAAGACUUAGAUUGAAAUCCUUAGAAACACUGGACCUAGAGGGUUGUGCAAGUCUUGAGAGUUUCCCAGAAAUAGAAGUGAAGAUGGAAUCACUAAGAAGAUUGGAUAUGGAAGGAAGUGGCAUAAGAGAAUUGCCUCCAUCAAUUAAACAUCUUACUGGGCUUGAAAAUUUGAAUAUUGAGAGAUGCUUCAAUCUUACAAGGCUUGAAUUACGGCUGCUUCAUUGCUGGUCCACAUUACGAUUUCUUGAUCUAUCUGGAGCCAAUUUUGUCACGCUUCCGGAAUGCAUUAGCAAAUUUGUGAGCUUGGAGUAUCUUACCUUGCGUGAUUGCAAGAGUGUUCGAGAAAUUCCACAAGAACUACUUCCACCAAGAGUAUGUUGGGUAUCCCUGGAUAACUGCACAUCAUUGGAAAAAUUUCCAAAACUGCCACUAUCAUCGGAGGUUGAGUAUUUGGGUUUGAUGAAUUGCGUUAGCCUACGUGGCUAUGACAUCACAGAAAAUAGUAUUCUGGAUCAGGUAUCUUCUCUUCCGCAUUCUGAAUUUGACAUUGAUCUUCCAGGCGAUGAAGUACCAAAGUGGUUCAGCUGUUGUAAAGAUGCAACACUAGUUAAAGACGACUACUCUUCUGAUGAGGAAGAGGAAGACGAAUACUCUUCUGAUGAGGAAGAGGAAGACGCAUACUCUUAUGCUCGAUGUGAAGUUUGUUUUGAAAUUCCUCCAAAUUUAGAUUGGGAGACGUUAAGAUUGGCUAUAUGUGUUGUUAAUAAGGGAAACGCAUGUGGGAAUGAAUGCUUCGCAGUGACAAGUGUUCAUAUCAAUGGAAAAUGGGUCGGCGGGAUAUCUAUGGGGAUAGAGGACAGUAAUGUGGGUCUUAGCUGUAUUCCAUUAUUGAAUCUGAGGAACAGCGCAGUACGUUGGGAGAAACAGACGCAAUUGCAAUCCGUUGGGGGUAAUUAGUGUCAAAUUAUAUUUGAGUUCAGAUUCGAGGCCACACCCGUUAAAAUCCUCUGCGGGGUCCACCUAUUAGGCCACCAGGUUGCUGAUGUCAGCAUCAGAGACUAGUCUUGGCAAGAGGCCUAGGUUAUCAGACGUUGGUGAUCAUGAAGCUCAAAGAGGAGAGGCUGAUCACCCAAAGAGGAGGCACACUGAUCUUAACGAGGAGCCAAAGCAAUGAAGUUCCAAAGUGGUUUAUGUAAGCUCCAGGUUCAGCUGUUGAAACGAACCAAAUUUCCAGGCAAUGGUCUGGUAAUCAAGAGGUGUGUUGAGGCACCAGCAGUUUCUGAGAUUCCAUUUUAAGUUGCAUAAGACAAUACGUUUCUUCUCAAUUGAUGCAUCCAGCAUUUAUCCACAGAUGAACAAAACAGCAAGCCGGAUUUAUCUAAUGCUUUCAUUCCACACAUAUACUUUGUCUAUGAUUCUUCUGUCUCAUUCAUUGGAAUUGAUGUACGUUGGGGAUGAAAUGUAACAGAUUUAUCUAUUUCAUAAUUUCCAAUCAAGGUUUGUUGAAAAUCAUACAUUAAUUGUAAACAGGCGUCCAAAUAUGCCCAAAAUACUUCUUUGAAAGAUUGUGUCUCAUUACACUA